UCUCACCCAAGCUCGACGUUUUCGCAAUUCGCGCCGCAAUCUACUGGAGAACAUGUUUUUCCGUUUCUUUCGGUAAAUUCCAUUCAAGUUCAAGUGCGAUCGCAUCCUUACACAUUCGUCAUGUCGCAGUCUUGUUCUGUGAUGAGAGAAUAAUACACGAGGAAAAAUAUCACUUGGCCAAGUGAUCAAAGAAUGAGGCAAGAGAUGCAGUUAAGAAGCAUUACAAGUAAUGAAAAUCCCAACAGAAGGAGCGAGUAUCGAUAAGGGAGAUCUUUUCAAGCGAAAUGAUGAGUAAAGCGUUAAUUGGACUGAACCGCAGCUAGCUUCCAGCGAGAGACCGUAUCAUGCUACGGAGCAUUGCCCAGUCCAGCAUAUUUUUCGCCUUUCUCUUAGUGGCGGUUGAGCCGAAAGGCGGGUCCAAUCGCAACCGCGUGAAAUUGAGGCAAAGCAACAAUCACGCCAACAUAAGCGAGCUGCUCGACAAUCUGCUGCGAGGCUACGACAACAGCGUCAGGCCCGAUUUCGGGGGUCCGCCCGCCGUCGUCGAGGUUGACAUAAUGGUUCGCAGCAUGGGUCCCAUUUCCGAAGUCGAUAUGACUUACUCGAUGGAUUGUUACUUUCGUCAAUCGUGGGUGGACAGAAGACUGGCGUUUCAGAGCGGCAAGGAGACCCUGGCCCUGUCCAUUUCGAUGCUCGCCCGAAUCUGGAAGCCCGACACGUACUUCUACAACGGCAAGCAGAGCUACCUCCACACCAUCACCAGUCCAAACAAAUUCGUCAGGCUGUAUCAGGAUGGACGGGUACUCUACAGCUCGAGGUUGACCAUUAAAGCUGCUUGCCCGAUGAAUUUGGAAGAUUUUCCAAUGGAUACCCAAAGAUGUCCGCUUAAAUUCGGCAGUUAUGGUUACACGACUCGCGACGUGAUCUAUCGAUGGAAUAGCGCACGUCAAGUGGCCAUAGCGCAUGACAUGAAGCUGUCGCAGUUCGAUCUCGUUGGCAACCCGACCGCAAAUCAAACCGACUCAACGCUCUCUCAAAAUUCAAUCGUUGCAGAAUACUCGAUGCUACUCGUCUCUUUUCACCUGAAGCGACACAUGGGCAACUUUCUAAUUCAAGUUUAUGGGCCCUGCACACUGCUCGUUGUUCUCUCCUGGGUUUCUUUCUGGCUUAAUCGGGAGGCCACUGCCGAUCGUGUUUCACUUGGUAUCACAACGGUGUUGACGAUGACAUUCCUCGGGCUCGAAGCUCGAACCGACCUGCCAAAAGUGCCCUAUCCAACGGCCCUGGACUUUUUCGUUUUCCUCUCGUUCGGCUUCAUCUUCGCUACUAUCAUACAAUUCGCUGUGGUACACUAUUUCACGAAAUACGGUUCAGGCGAGUGCUACUUCGGCGUCGAACCGGAAAACGAUCUCGAUGACGAAGACGACGACGAAGACGAUGACGAGGCCGAGAGCGAAACGAGCGACUGUCAUGCGAGCGCGAGAGAGGCCUCGUCGGACAUCGGACAGCGGCAUCGAGCCAGGCGAAAACACCAAGUUGCCGCGGCAGUGGCAGCGGCUGUCGUCGCGAGGCACCAUCAUCAUCAUCAUCAUCAUCGGAGUCGACGCAUGCCAAGAUUCAAUUCGGUCUCAAAAAUCGAUCGAGCGAGUAGAUUGGUUUUUCCCCUUUUUUUUCUCGCAAUAAAUUUAUUUUAUUGGUUUGCUUAUCUAUCGCGUAGUAAACGCAUCGACUACUUCUAGUGCACUGCAACGUGUACAUUCGAGUGUGCGAGGGUGUGUGUGUGUGUGUGUGUGUGUGUAUUUGUGUGUACAUACGUUGGUAAGCGAUUUACCGAGAUUGACUGAUUAAUUGAUACGGAUGAUUUCUUUACUUUUUUUCUCGACAGCUCUUCGCCCAGCGCAUUGCUAUAGAUAUAACACUGUACAUUGUCCUGGACACGCGAGAGUAAACAAUAGAUGCUACCUUACAAUAUGUAUGAGUAUUUCCGCUAUACUUUUACAGUAAGAGUUCUUGAAAAAUUAACACAACAAUUUUGACACAUAAUGUUAGAAAUGAAUUUUUCUUAAUAUAUAUAAAAAAUAUUAACUGGAAAAAGACCCCUAACUCCUUUUCAUGCGCAGUCUUUUUUGGAAUAUCAAUUUUUUUAGUGAGUUAUGGCACCAUUCACAAAUAUUAAAUCAUAUGCAAAAUUGUCGAUUUCAAGACACAUACGUUCGAUUGAGCUCAUUUUUUAAGUAAAACUUCUUUACAUGCGUUGAGUAUGUCGUCUGUUGUCAAUCAUCUUUUACAAGAUAUAUGUAAAAAUGUGCAAAAAACUUUUUUUUGAAAAUAUUGGAUUCGUUUAGAAAAUAUCCAAGAAAGUUUCCAAAACUUUUUUCAGUACCCUUUUUUAAUUUCAAUUUUCCAAAAUUACAUAAAAAAGGAAGAAUCGGGUAAAUUUUUAAAGAUGUCCGACUCAAGUAAAUCUGUGUUGUGCACGAGUUCGUCAGAUUUUAAAAGUAAGAAGGAAUUAAUCAAAUAUGUAUGAAUUGCGCGUAAACCGUAAAUGAAUCUGCUACUAAAUAAUUAAUUGACAAUUUACAUUGAUAACCGAUCAAUGAAUCGGCCACUCUCCGCGCUUACUUAGCCAUUACCGAAGAAGGAAGGAAGAGAGAUAAAGAGAUAAAUGCAUUGCGUAUGAAAAGUCCACCAAUUCGAGAAAAUUUAAUGCAAAACUUGCCAAUUCUAGGCAAUUGACAUAGUUCUAUGGUGAAUAGCGUGUUAUAAAGUUUCCAAAAUUGAUGUGCGAAUAAACGCCGCUCUGUUGCGGCAACGUCAUGGGAUUCAUAGAAAACGUAACGACAAACUAGUCCAAAGAAAAUUUUAAAAACUAAAGCGAUUUUUUCAUUGAAUGAAUAUUUAUAUAUUUUGUAAACCAGCGGCAUUGUAAUUCCAGAAGUGUAAUUGUGAGAAUAUUAUAAAAAUGAAUUUAAAAUUAACUCAGUUUAAUGAAAAGAUAUAUAUAAAUACAUAAGUAUCAUAACAUGAAAGAGUUGAAAAUCCCAAAAAAUGAAGUUCUCAUUAGCUAUGACUCUUAAAGAAUACAUUAAAAAAUAACGAUUUCAAACAUUGUAGCCCUAUCCAACCCUCUCAUCGAUCCAUCGACUAGGCUCAAAGUUAGAUUUUCAUUUCAUAAAUUUCAUUUUGCUUUUAUGGGGUAAGUAUAGGAAAAUAACAAAAUGACAAUAUAGUACGAAAUAUAGUGAACGAAAAUGACAAAAUAGUAUGAAAGUCCAAAAAUAAACUUGUUCGUCUCUUCCAAAUGGCCCAGCAUUAUAUUCUUAACAACAAAAAUCACUAUUAAAAUAUUGAUUUAUACUCUACCCAUAAAAGCAGAAUAAAAUUGUAAGAUGGAAUUUCAACUUUUAAAAGUACAUACUUUGAAUUUAAUUUUUUCAGUUCACUUUUUGAAUUUUCAACUCUUUCAUAUAUUGUGUACCAGAAACGUGCGACUGCUUAAAACUUUUAUAUGUAUAAAUAGUGAAUGUAUGAAAAUGAGAUUCGAUAUUAGAUUCAAUUAUACUUCAAGGAAAGAUGCAUAAAGAUGAAUAAGUGCAACGUGAAAACAAGUACAUCAGAACAUUUCUCUAGCAAAAUUUAUCGAGUUGAUUUGUCAAUAAAGUAUGCACGAGUAUGGGUUUUAACAAUAAACAAAGUCAAGAAAACGUCAAGUUCUAUGUAAUGAACACCGUUUAUAGAGUAAUAAUAGUAUAUUAUUACUCUAGGGUUUUAACAAUAAACAAAGUAAAGAAAACGUCAAGUUCUGUGUAAUGAACACCGUUAAUAGAGUAAUAAUAGUAUAUUUUGCACCAAAGGAGGGAAAAACUGGAAA
Trichogramma pretiosum is the source of this 3871-nucleotide messenger RNA. It is a transcript of the gene Grd, whose product is annotated as gamma-aminobutyric acid receptor alpha-like. Gene Ontology annotation, biological process: nervous system process; signal transduction; chemical synaptic transmission. Gene Ontology annotation, cellular component: neuron projection; synapse; membrane. The transcript is spliced from 8 exons. The record is from RefSeq and is a predicted model, not a curated record. Lineage: Eukaryota; Metazoa; Arthropoda; Insecta; Hymenoptera; Trichogrammatidae. Bases 345 to 1739 code for a protein of 464 amino acids. Gene Ontology annotation, molecular function: GABA-A receptor activity; neurotransmitter receptor activity; extracellular ligand-gated monoatomic ion channel activity.